This is a messenger RNA of Engraulis encrasicolus (European anchovy), 4502 nucleotides long. RefSeq names its product interferon regulatory factor 2 binding protein-like (gene irf2bpl). Gene Ontology annotation, molecular function: transcription corepressor activity. The record is from RefSeq and is a predicted model, not a curated record. Gene Ontology annotation, biological process: regulation of transcription by RNA polymerase II. Bases 1721 to 3724 code for a protein of 667 amino acids. Gene Ontology annotation, cellular component: nucleus. The transcript has a single exon. Lineage: Eukaryota; Metazoa; Chordata; Actinopteri; Clupeiformes; Engraulidae.
GUCACAGGCUUAACCGCCGUCCAGAUUCCCCAGAUGUUUCGUACAAGUUUGUGAUGCGGACAAAAUGCUCUCUGCUUGCAGCACCACUGACCACUCUGAAAUAUAUAUCUCCUGUUUUACCUCAUCAGAACAAACAUGUGUCUUCAUUCAUUUCUGAUGUUGCUUACUCUUAAAGUGUGUAUUCCUAAGGUGGGGGUGUGUAUGGUGGUACAUUGAAUGCGACAUUGUCUGAGCAUGGAUUGAAUAGUGAGGGCGAAAGAGAGUUUAGGUUGGGGGGGUAGGGGGCAGACUUGGCCAGGGCCAUGCGGUGCACACUCUCUCUCUCUCUCUCUCUCUCUCUCUCUCUCUCUCUCUCUCUCGCUGCUUGAACAGAACACACAGCUAAGCUCAGUGCCAGUGGUAUGAGGAGACUGCAAUUACUCGCUCUCUUUCUCUUUCUUCCGUACCCUCCCUCCUUCCCUUCCCCUCCUUCCCUCGCCUCUCUUUUGGCUCUGUUUUUCCACCCGUUCUGUUGUAUAACAGGGGAGAAUUUGGCUCUGCCCACGGGGGUGUUGUUAAUCAGAGAGAUGGGGGAAGGGAGGGUUGGUAGGUCGUAAGUCUGACAGGGAGAUGGGGAGGGAGUGUGUGUGUGUGUGAGAGAGAGUGUGUGUGAGGUGGGGAUAGAACGCGAAGGAUGGGGGGCAGGGCAGGAGUGCUCUCAGCUCCUUGCUUUGGAUAAACAUUCUGCAAGAUGGUGAACUCUUUUCGAGUGUGCUGCACCAACCCCCCAUCCCCAAUUCUAAAGAAUGCCUGCUUAGGGGUUUUGACAGUGCCUUAUUUCGACAUCGCCCCGUCUGUGAAUAUGAAUAGGUGUUAAAGGGCCCAUCUAACCACCUCUUCCCAUUACACAAGCCUGUUUUCUGGAUGGUAGAUAACAGUACUAGCAUUUGAAAAUAGUAUUUGUCAUAUUUUAACAUUUCAUUUAAUUGUUUUUAGGUUUGUUUCCUGUAAUGGCAUGUGCAGGCAUGUUAGACCUAGAAGAAAAUGAAUCGGAGAAAAAAGUGGUUGUUCUGUCAAAAAUGUAGUUCAGCAUAAUACUUGGAAAUACUGCUGAUGUAAGCAAAACAUCGAGUCCAUGGCACUCACCGAAACCGCAUACGUCGGUGAAAUUGUUGUUGGAGCUUCAGGCGUGUAAUAUAAUACCGAGAGAAGAUGCGUCCAUUUGACACUGCAUGUAUACCGUGGAAGAAGUGGGCAGUGUGGUGUGUGCGCGCGCUUGCUCGUGUCUUUGCGCGCGGGCUCGCCUGCUGGAGUCUUCUCGGGUGUGUGUGUGUUUUCUGUGUGAAACGUGGUCAACGUUUUGCGUGUUGGUCGGUCCAUUCAAAAGAUUGGAAGGGAGUGGUUGGAGCAUGCGCUCUAGGAGAGCAACAAGUGGCAUGUCAGAAAGGAACUGCGGAACGUGGUGCCUACGUCAUUGCUUCAACCAGGUGGCAUUCCGAGGGGAGAGAGGAGACGUGGAGGCACAAUCAAAAUUUCAACUCAGAGAGGAACAGAAUGUGAGGCGUGCGUAAUGUAGGGGAAAAAACAAUCAUUCAAACCCUAUUCAGCACCUGCGCUUAUUGCACGCGUUCGAAGAGAAACGAGAACACAGGUUGUCUUUGUGUAAAGAGGCAUCUGACUUGGAGAGCGGGCUUUCCUUGAGAAUAACGUGGAUAGAGGAUUCACGAGAGGAGCAUUCAACAUGUCUUCUGCACAAGUCUCCUCGUCGAGGAGGCAGUCGUGUUAUCUGUGUGAUUUGCCCCGCAUGCCCUGGGCAAUGAUUUGGGAUUUUACGGAGGCCGUCUGCAGAGGUUGCGUAAAUUAUGAAGGCGCUGAUCGGAUCGAGUUUGUUAUUGAGACGGCGCGGCAUCUCAAGCGAGCUCAUGGCUUCCAGGAGGGGAGAUCCCCGGGACCCGCGCCACCGCCUUCGGUCAAGGCUCAAACGGCAAUGUCAGCUAAGGAGACGGUGCAGCUGAACCAUGUGGAUGCAUCCUCAAAACAGCAAGCAAGCAUGGAUCGCUAUUCUCUGAACUCUGAGCGGUCCCGGUUCGACUACUCCGCCAUAAGCAGCCACACAGGACGACUUCCGAAUGGGCUGAGUGGACCUAAUGGCUUUCCAAAACAAGACGACGGGCCUCCAGAACUCAACAGGCAGAGCCCGAACUCACGCCGGAACCACGGGCUUGUGGCGGUCCCCAGUCAGAUGAAUGUGCCUCCCAACCUGCUCCCGCAGACCAUGCUGAACGGACCCCCCUCGGCUGCGGCCAUAGCCCAGCACAACCUCGCCAGCAGAGCCCCACCACCAUCCAGCAUCGGGACCGCGCUCUCUAUGACAUCCCAGUCCAUGUCGGAACAAAGCAGACGACCUGGCUCGGUCUCCAGCACGGACCAAGAGAGAGAACUGAAAGAGAAGCAGCGCAACGCAGAGGCUUUGGCCGAACUUAGCGAAAGUUUGAGAAACCGAGCCGAAGAAUGGGCUAACAAACCUAAGAUAGUGCGUGAGACUUUGAUCACACUCUCCAACAGCACCCCUUUUGAUGUUAGGUUCAAAAAGGACCACUCACUCCUCGGUAGGGUGUUUGCAUUCGAUGCCGUCUCCAAACCCGGUAUGGACUAUGAGCUCAAAAUAUUCAUUGAAUACCCCACUGGAUCUGGUAACGUGUUCUCAAGUGCAUCUGGAGUGGCCAAACAGAUGUACCAGGACUGCAUGAAAGACUUUGGCAGGGGGCUGUCUUCGGGCUUCAAGUACCUGGAGUAUGAGAAAAAACAUGGUUCAGGUGACUGGCGACUGCUGGGUGAUUUGUUGCCCGAGUCUGUGCGUUUUUUCAAGGAGGGUCUGGGUGCUGAAAUGCUGCCUCAAGCCUACAUAGAUGCUAGCUGCCCUCUGCUACCCUCUGCACUGGUAAACAUCCCCCGCGCCUUGCCAUCAGCAAGUGCGCCCAGGACAGGCAUGCGUAAGCGUAAAGCAUCCCCAGAGCCAGACUCUGCCGAGGGAGCUCUGAAAAUGAACGACGAGCAGCAGAGGCAACAGUGGAUGGCUAGCCAGAGUGAAGCUAUGAAGCUGACCAUGGCUUCCGGAUCAUUCACUGCCUCUCAUGGCGGACCACCACCCCUUGGACCGGGGCACUCAGUUCACUCCAGCCGGGCGACACCACCCGAAUCCGCCCCUCAGAACGGACAGUCACCCAUGGCUGCGCUCAUGUCAGUCGCAGACACGUUAGGUAAUGCGCACUCUCCAAAGGACAACAACUCUGUGCAUUCCACCACGUCUACUAGACACAACAGUAGUAGCCCAGUGUCCCCAGCCUCUGUCUCGGGGCAACGUCGCUUGGCAUCCCGCAACGGGGACAUGAACAUAGCCGGGGCACCCUCUCAAUCCAGUGCCCACCCUGGCAUGGAGCAGGUCCACCCUCAAAACAUUCCAGAUUCACCCAUGGCGAAUAACGGACCACUGUGUUGUACAAUUUGUCACGAACGCUUAGAAGACACCCACUUUGUUCAGUGCCCGUCCGUCCCCAACCAUAAAUUCUGUUUCCCUUGCUCGCGAGAGAGCAUCAAAGCACAGGGAGCAACUGGCGAGGUGUAUUGCCCCAGUGGAGAGAAAUGCCCCCUGGUAGGUUCCAAUGUGCCUUGGGCUUUCAUGCAAGGUGAGAUAGCAACCAUUUUGGCCGGGGACGUGAAGGUAAAAAAAGAGCGUGACCCAUAAAUAGGCUUCUACUUCCUUCUCAGAAACGUGAAUUGAGUCGAGUAUAUUAUUACAUGUUGUGAAUAUUCAAACUGACGAAAAAUAAGUCCAGUGUACAGAGGCAUUUCUUUCCUCCAUGUAUUUCAGUGUUUUGAAACAAAGGUACAGUAGGGGUAUGUGAUGUCACAGCUAAUUUGAAGGCGGAGGUUGUGUUGGUGAAUAAUGUUGACUGGGUAAUGUUACUGCAUAGCGUAUGUUUUGACGGCAGUGUGUCUAGGUACGGAGUGAAAGCACUUUUGCAAUCACCGCUGCAGAUUAUCGUUAUCCUACUCUCCCGUUUUUCGUUUAGUUUUACUCAGUAUCAUGCACUUCUCUUUAUAGAUGAAUCACAACUUCACACGUGUGUAAAACUAUUAACUUAACAAACAAACGAAUCCAGUCAAUGGUGACAGAAAAAAAUGACACAAGCAACGUUCGUCAAAUUUUCAUUUUGUUCACCAGACGAACAGGGAACAUUGUUUAUGUUGAUUUGAAUUCUUCAUAUUUUGAUAUGUUAUUUACUAAGGCGAUGUUUCAUUUUUAUCUUGUGGUCUGAAAAAAUCAACUAUAUUUUACUACGUGUUUUUUUCAUUAUCUCCUUUCUUUUUGCUUUGAUGAUGAUGCACGGAUGCGUAAAGGUAGAGCUAAAAUACUGUACAUGAACGUAAAAAGCUCUGUUUGUUUAUACAUUUCUGUAGUUAACAGAAUACUUGUAAUGUGCCUUGGAGCUGAGUAAAUUGUAAUAAAUUCAUUGAUAUCA